Mytilus trossulus (common blue mussel) is the source of this 3103-nucleotide messenger RNA. RefSeq lists its product as uncharacterized. The transcript is spliced from 10 exons. Gene Ontology annotation, biological process: Mo-molybdopterin cofactor biosynthetic process. Gene Ontology annotation, molecular function: metal ion binding; GTP 3',8'-cyclase activity; cyclic pyranopterin monophosphate synthase activity. The coding region runs from base 27 to 2000 and encodes 657 amino acids. The record is from RefSeq and is a predicted model, not a curated record. NCBI's taxonomy places the organism in Eukaryota, Metazoa, Mollusca, Bivalvia, Mytilida, Mytilidae.
GUGAAUUUUUAAGAAAAAUAAUACAAAUGACUAGACUUUCAAAGAUUUUAGUUGGCUUUUGGUCAAGAACCCAACCAUUUCAGUCCAGUGGAAAGGUUGUCACAGCCCAAUGGAGGAGAUCUUGUGCAUCAAUAGCUCCAGCAGUUCGCGUUGCAGAGAGAAGUCAGAUUCAGGACAGUGAAGAUGAAAUUGAGGUAAAAUCAAAGCUAAAGGCAACUGGGAUAUCUCCUAAUCUAACAGAUAAAUUUGGAAGACAUCAUACAUAUCUUAGAAUUUCUCUCACAGAAAGGUGCAAUCUAAGAUGUCAAUACUGCAUGCCUUCAGAUGGAGUAGAAUUGACACCAAAACAAAAAUUAUUGUCAACAGGGGAGAUAAUCAAGUUAUCAGAACUCUUUGUCAAAGAGGGAAUACAAAAGAUACGACUAACAGGAGGAGAACCUUUAGUCAGAUCUGAUCUUAUUGAAAUCAUUGGUGCUUUAAAUGACCUGCGUCCACAUGGGUUAGAAAACAUUGCAAUGACAACAAACGGCAUUACAUUAGCAAGAAAAUUACCUCAGUUGAAAGCCAAUGGGCUUGAUAGUCUCAAUGUUAGUUUAGAUACAUUAAUUCCUGCAAAGUUUGAGUUUAUAACCAGAAGAAAAGGAUGGGAUAGAGUAAUGAAAGGGAUAGAUACCGCUGUAGAGCUGGGAUAUGGUCCAGUAAAGGUGAAUUGUGUGGUAAUGAGAGGUGUCAAUGAAGAGGAAAUCUGUGAUUUUGUUGCAUUGACAGAAAAAAAGAAUGUUGACAUUAGAUUUAUUGAGUAUAUGCCAUUUGAUGGCAAUAAAUGGAAUUUUAAGAAGAUGGUGUCAUACAACGAAAUGUUAGACAUUAUUAAAACAAGAUGGCCAGAUUUUCAGAGAAUACAAGACAGACCAAAUGACACUUCAAAAGCUUACAAAGUGCCAGGAUUUGAAGGACAAGUUGGUUUCAUUACAUCAAUGAGUGAACAUUUUUGUGGAUCCUGCAAUAGACUUAGGAUGACUGCUGAUGGUAACUUGAAGGUAUGUUUGUUUGGCAAUUCCGAGGUUUCUUUACGAGAUAUGAUGAGAAAUACUGAUAAUGAGACAGAGAUACUGGAUGUGAUUGGAGCAGCUGUCCAAAGGAAGAAAAAACAACAUGCAGGAAUGUUUGAUCUUGCCAAAAUGAAGAACAGACCUAUGAUAUUAAUUGGAAAUCGACAGAAAUUUGAUGGUCUUCCUUUCGCCAAGUCAAGAAUCUUCAACAUUGUGAAUCAUUUAAACCAGACAAUUAAACCAAAUUAUGCCAUGAUGGCUGUAAGAAAUUUACACAUCGAUGAAAACAGUGCCUUCAAAUAUUGGGAAAAAGAACAAGCUGAAAAAGACUAUGUGACAGAAAAUUAUUGGGAAACAAAAUUAUCAGAAGAUUCUUCGGUAGAAAAGGGAGAUAAUAAGCACACCACCGCCAUUGGUGAUCAUGUUUUUAAUUCAAAUGACAAUUAUUCUAAUAAGCAGAGCUGUGAUAAACAAUUAACCCAUGUUGAUUCUUCUGGAAAAGCUAAAAUGGUUGAUGUUGGUGGGAAAAACGAAUCAUAUAGAGUUGCUAUGGCAACGGCAACUAUUAUUUUAGGGAAAGAAGCAUUUGACCUACUGAGAGAUAAUAAGAUAAAGAAAGGUGAUGUUCUCUCAGUGUCCAAUAUUGCAGGAAUUAUGGGAGCUAAAAGAACCCAUGAUCUUAUACCACUUUGCCAUAACAUUCCAUUGUCCAAGGUUAGUGUCAACUUCAUGUUAGAAAAGACAACCCAGAGUGUGAUCAUAACCUCUGAAGUUAAAACUUAUGGCAAAACCGGUGUAGAAAUUGAAGCCAUAACAGCUGUCAGCAUUGCAGCAGUUACUAUAUAUGAUAUGUGUAAGGCAGUAACUAAGUCGAUGAUUAUAACUGAUAUUAAACUUUUACAUAAAUCAGGAGGUGCAAGUGGCCAGUAUAAUAUAGGAGAAAAUUAAGAAACAUUCAAAUAGUGUCACCUUUCAUCAUUGUUAGAACAUUGAUUAGAAAAUCAUUGAUCCUUUUUCAAUGCUGAUAUUUGUUUCAAAUAUACUGUGGAUUCAUUUAUUUUCGUCGGUACAAAUUUUCUUUGAUACAGGAAAACUUGUAUGUUUUUGUGGAUAUUUACUUUCAUCGUUUUGCCGAGGUCUGCAUACAAGCUUAUUGAAAAUUUGUCAUUCCUUGAACAUUUAAUUUCAUGGUUUACCUUCAACCAUGAAAUCCACGAAAAUUGGUAUCCAAUGAAUAAUAAUGAAUCGUUAGUAGUUGAAUAUGGUUGUGCAUACUUAAAUAUGGUUGAAGUUUGAUUGUUCUUUAAAGUUUAAAUCUUGUUUUUAUUUUAUUUGUUUUUAUGCCCCUGUCACUAAGUGAUACAGUAUUGGGCAGUAACCAUGUUUUCUUCCUUCUGAAAUCAAAUAGGUAUCCAAUUUUUUUAUCCUUUGAGGGGAAAGUUUACUGUUUUCCUAUGAUUUUUCGUGUAAAGAAAAUGUAAAGCAGUUAAUUUCCCCUCAAAGUUGUGCUGAUUUUAAAGCUUGUUAUUAAUUCUUUACGUUGCUCUUACUUGACUUGAUACAAGGAUGUACUAGUUAACACCUGUCUAUUGUUCAAUCUAAAAUGCCAUUUUAAUUUGCCAAGUUUUGCCUGAUGUGUGAAACGUUAACUGUUUAUGGUCUAUUGGCAUGAUUGUGGAAGGGUGAAAUUUCAUGUUGGCAUAGCAAUCAAAUAUAAUACCUCUUUUCCAUUGUAUGGAUUAUUUUUUUUAUAUCACUCAUCCAUUAUUUUCUUUAAGUACCUGCAAGUUGUGGCAUUUCUGAAUCUGCAUUUUUUCCCCACGUGGUUUGUUUUCAUUCUAUUAAAAUAUGAUGAAUGUGUCAUUUGUAAGAUUUUAACUUUCUUUGAAAUCCAUUGCAUUAAAUUGUCAUUAUGUUUCAAGUUUGUAAAGAAAAGAUUAUUCAAUUUGGUAUAGCAUUUUAUGAAGCUGUCCCACUUUAUGCUGACAGAAAAUAAUCAAUUUCAUUUCUUGAGGUAUUGCUUACAAUACACCUUAUCACUAUUUAGUCUU